Messenger RNA from Botrytis byssoidea, 1254 nucleotides. RefSeq lists its product as uncharacterized. The transcript has 3 exons. Lineage: Eukaryota; Fungi; Ascomycota; Leotiomycetes; Helotiales; Sclerotiniaceae. The record is from RefSeq and is a predicted model, not a curated record. The coding region runs from base 1 to 1254 and encodes 417 amino acids.
AUGGCUUCUAUCCCAGACGAUAAAAAAUUCGGCGGAAUGGAUAUACGCGUGGUAACAGAUACACCAAAAGACAUUUUCAAGAGCCUCGAUAUGCAUUCUCCAUCUACAAAUGGAGAAUCCAAAGAAAUGGAGGUGAAAAUGGUCGCAGAUUCACCUGCCACUACAUUGACAGAUACACCAUUUUCUCCACCUACGGGUCAUUGGGAUAUUGGAGAUAUUAUUCGAUAUGGAGAUAAGAAAUGGAUGGCUUUGGGAAGUGAUAACGAAUGGCAUGAACAUGAAGGCCCAGAUGGAUUCUCAUCGGAAGGUCCAGGCGGAUUCUCGUUGAUUUCUCCCAAUGCUGAGAAAAUCGAGUUCUAUAGAGAGCAAGAGGAGUGGGUUGGAUCCGGAGAAGGAUUGAUAGUGACCACAGGCUGGUCUGGAUACCGUCGUUUUGAGGAAUCGGCACUCGAUGCGAUAUUUGAGAAAUACAAGCUCGGCAGUGAGGAUGAAGCCAAACUUAGAAGGCUUGUUAAGAGCAUGAUGAAAGGCAAGGUAAAGCCAACGAAUGUUGUUUGUUUCGCAUUAGGAUCUCUUCAUCGCCCUUACAAUGAGUCAAAGAGAUCUUUUGAACAAUUUGGGGUACUUCUGAAACUUAUGGAGAUCUUAGAAAUUUCACCCAACGCCAGGAACUUGAUGCAAGAUCCAGAGUUCUGCCCUCAAGAUGCAAGAUUUUUUGCAAAAUACGGAUUUGAAACUGUACCAGAUCCUGAAGGAUUUAAUUCUAUCAACGGAGAGACAUUAGUAGUUGAAAUCGGCGGCUACGGAUACCUGGAAGAUCGAGCCAUGGAAGGACAUUGGCCUGCGGCUUUUAUCAAGAUGGUAAUCCCACUUUUAACCAGAGGGCAUAUCUUGGAAAGAAAGGAAGAGUCUAGUAAUCAAGUCUGGAACCAACCGAAUGUUAGAAAACGAGGUUCCUUGAAGAGUUUCUCCGAGAAAGAAAAAUUCAAAACUUGGUGGGAAUACAAGCUGGGACGUGCUUUCAUGAAAAGAUCUUAUAGCUGUAAAGAUAUUCCUGAAGUUGGUAUAUGCAAUGGUAUGAUUGCAACCCAGUUAUUCUGGAGAAAGGUGGCGGUCAAGAAGAGAUGCGACUGUGUCGAAUUUACGGGAGGAGUAGCGAGAGCGCACUUGCAGUUUCUGUCAGACAUGGUAAUUUCGGUGUAUUUUAUUCGAAAAAGGUCAGAAUUUAAGGAAGAGGACGAUGAUGAAGUUUGA